Dalotia coriaria is the source of this 2406-nucleotide messenger RNA. RefSeq lists its product as uncharacterized. Gene Ontology annotation, molecular function: catalytic activity. NCBI's taxonomy places the organism in Eukaryota, Metazoa, Arthropoda, Insecta, Coleoptera, Staphylinidae. The transcript has 3 exons. The record is from RefSeq and is a predicted model, not a curated record. The coding region runs from base 1 to 2406 and encodes 801 amino acids.
AUGGAGCAAGAAUUAAGAAACCACCACAUUGAUAUCUGCGCACUUCAAGAAACUAAGAAAAAGGGAAAAGGUCAGGCAGUAGUUGGAGAUUAUCUACUAGCAUACAGCGGUGUAGAGAGGAACGAGCGAGCAAAAAAAGGAGUCGCAAUCAUGUUUCACAAAAAGUUAGUAGAUCACAUUAUAGACAUCACGUACGUUUCAGCCAGAAUAAUACACGCAAAACUGCUGCUAGACAGGAAACGCACCAACAUUAUAAGUAUUUACGCUCCAGAAAACUGCAGACCCCAAGACGUAAGAGAAGAAUUCUUUAACUCACUGCAACAUGUUUUAGACAGCCAUAAGAACGAAGCGACUAUCAUCCUAGGAGACUUUAACUCAAGGAUUGGCAACAGAAUCAUACCCGGAGUUAAGCAGAGAUUCAACGAGGAAACAGAAAACGAAAAUGGAACGCUGAUGACUAACCUAUGCACAAUCAACGAACUACGAAUAAAUAACACAUAUUACGAACACAAACAACAACACAAACACACAUGUAAGAAACUUAACCUCGGCAGACAUAGGAAGCGAUCAUGCCCUCGUGAUUGGGAAGCUGAGACUAAUAUCCCUCCAAAAGAAACAAGCAAAACAUGCGAAGAGCGCACAAAAAUAAAAACAGAAGGACUAGCUGACCAAACAACCAGAGAACUAUAUGCUAACAGACUGAAGGAGAAAGUUACAAACAACAACAUACAAGAAGGAGAUAACGUUGAUACGGCAUGGGAAAGGCUGAAAAGCAACAUACAACAGGCUGCCGAAGAAGCGCUAGGCAGGAAGAUCAUCAAGAAACCGAAUCCUUUUGCUAAGAGAACUCCAUGGUUCACCGAGGAAAUCAAAAUGAAAUGCAAGGAAAAAAAGCAGGCACACAUUCAACACCUCACGCAAAGAACGCAAGAAUCAUACGAAAGUUACAAACAAAUCCGCAGAGAAACGCACGAGUUAGUACGGAAGACGAAAUCCGAACACUGGAGGAUCUUCUCAAAACAACUAGAACAUGACUUCUAUGGAACCCAAAAGACAGUAUGGAAGACCAUAAGAAACCAGAGAAAAGAGCUCACAGAACUGGUACAAGCAAAGGGAAUAGACAAAGAGACCUGGAUAAACUACAUCAAACAUCUAUACCGGGACACAAACCAGGAGAAACCUAAUAUCUCAGUCAACAUACAACCUGAUGAACCAACCAUAGUAAGCAUAUCUGAGGUGGAAACAGAACUCGCUAAACUCAGAAACAGAAAAGCCAGUGGCCCGGACGGAAUACCCAAUGACCUCCUGAAAUACGGCGAAGAAGUGCUCGCGGCCGAAAUUACGAAACUUAUCAACAUCAUCCUGAAGCAUCAGAGAGUACCAACUGAAUGGAAAUUGAGCACACUAAUAAUGAUGUUUAAGAAAGGAGAUAAGCAAGAACCAUCCAACUAUCGAGGAAUAGCUCUGCUAAACACCACCCUGAAACUAACAACUCGAUUACUAGCGAACAAGAUAUUAGCACACACCACACUAUCAGACGAACAACAGGGUUUCAGGAAAGGAAGGUCCUCAAUAGCCGAACAACGCACAGACCCCAUAAAAGUAGGAACAGGGGUAAGACAAGGCGAUUCCCUAAGCCCCCUGCUAUUCAACUUCAUCAUGGAAGAGAUAAUUGCAAGAGUCCGACGCUGUAAAGGAUACCAGAUGGGGGGGAAAGAGCUGAAAGUUGUGUGCUACGCGGACGAUGCCGUGCUAAUUUCCGAUAGCGAAGACAACCUACAACGCAUGAUUCACCAGUUUAACAUUGCCAGCAAAGCCCUCAACAUGGAGAUAGCAACAGAAAAAACCAAAUGCAUGGUCAUCGCACCACAUCCAAUAAGAUGCAAACUUGAAGUCGAUGGACAAAUCGUACAACAAGUGAGCGAGUUCCGAUAUCUUGGUAUAAACAUAUCCAGCAGUGGAGGAGUGGAAAAAGAAGUAGCAGAGCAAGUUGAAAAGGGCCUGAGAAUAGCAGGAUGCCUAAGGAACACGAUUUGGGACAACAAACAUCUAAGAACAGAGACGAAAGUUUCCAUCUACAAGGCAGUAGUCAGGCCCAUAUUUACAUACUCGGCAGAAACGCGUGCAGAGACGACAACCACACAGAGAUUGCUCACCACCGCGGAAAUGAGGACACUAAGAAACAUAGAUGGCAAAACACUGCUCGACCGGAUAAAGAACGAAGACAUCAGAAGAGCGUGCAACAACAUAGAAGACAUAACACAAUGGUGCAAAAGACGCAAAAUCGAGUGGAACGAACACAUAGAACGGAUGGACGAAACCAGAAUAGUCCGAAUAGCCAGGGACAAAUCGCCAAGGGAAAGCGAUCCCUGGGAAGACCCCGAAAGAGAUGGAGCGACCACCUAA